Molecule: messenger RNA, 428 nt
Organism: Elaeis guineensis (African oil palm)
Lineage: Eukaryota; Viridiplantae; Streptophyta; Magnoliopsida; Arecales; Arecaceae
Product: salt stress-induced hydrophobic peptide ESI3
Cellular component (GO): membrane
Source: RefSeq, a predicted model, not a curated record
GCCGGCCCGAAAGCUCCCUCAAUUCCACGUCCGGUCUCCUUCACGAUCUAUAACGCUUAUCCUUGUUUCCUCUCGCUUUCUAAGAAUAAAGUUAAUCUAAGGAUAGCUUCAAAGAUAUGGGAUCCGCAACGUUCCUGGAAGUACUGCUAGCCAUUCUGUUGCCUCCACUUGGAGUCUUUCUCCGUCAUGGAUGUGGUGUGGAGUUUUGGAUUGACCUUUUGCUGACCAUAUUUGGGUAUAUACCGGGUAUUAUAUACGCCAUAUUUGUGUUGGUAGGAUAAUGUUAUGACUUGUGAGAGGACAGGUGGUAUGUUGAUGGAAAUCUUAUUAUUAGUCCAGUGGUACAAGCACGGUGGGAACGGAACCCAAAACUUUUCAAUAAUAUACAUGUCGUUAUCAUAUAUUUUCAAUGAUCGGAUUGCCCUUCA